Messenger RNA from Metopolophium dirhodum (rose-grain aphid), 594 nucleotides. RefSeq lists its product as uncharacterized. Lineage: Eukaryota; Metazoa; Arthropoda; Insecta; Hemiptera; Aphididae. The record is from RefSeq and is a predicted model, not a curated record. Bases 1 to 594 code for a protein of 197 amino acids. The transcript is spliced from 4 exons.
AUGAAUUGGACUAACGAAAAAGUGUUAGAUCUCAUUGAAUGCUACAAAAAUAAACCGGUACUAUGGUUCCCAAAGGACCCAAAGUAUUACAACAAAUUUGCGAAAUCCGAUGCGUGGGAUGAUUUGGCCAAAGAAAUGAAAAUUACACCAGAUGAAUGUAGGAAAAAAAUAACCAGCCUUAAUGCAUCAUUUCGACGAGAAAAAAUGAAGAUGAAAAAUAGUCAGAGAACUGGCACAGGAACAGACGAAGUUUAUGAGAGCACAUGGUUCGCAUUCAAACAUUUUGCCUUUAUUAUGGAUAAGGACAAUCCACGACCUACAUUAGAUACUGUCGUCGAAGAACAAGUUGAAAUUGAAAAUCAGAAUAAAGAACCCGAAGUCGAUGUGUUACAAUCCACUGAAAACCUAAAUGAUUCAGCAUUUUCAAUUUUAACUGCUGCGGCAAAACCGGUAGAAGAAACGGAAUGUAGUGCGUAUGGAAAAUACAUAGAAACUAAGCUACAAAGUUUUUCCCCACAAACAAGAAAUGCUGUUCAACAUGAGUUCGGUAACAUCAUUUUUAAAGCUUGCCAGGGGUUUUAUGAAUAUAACUAA